Messenger RNA from Ceraceosorus guamensis, 744 nucleotides. RefSeq lists its product as hypothetical. NCBI's taxonomy places the organism in Eukaryota, Fungi, Basidiomycota, Exobasidiomycetes, Ceraceosorales, Ceraceosoraceae. The transcript has 3 exons. The record is from RefSeq and is a predicted model, not a curated record. Bases 1 to 744 code for a protein of 247 amino acids.
AUGAGGACCACCAAACCUCAUCGUAUCAUCUUGCGCCUUGCCCGCAAGAUGAGGACCACCAAAUCUCAUCGUAUCAUCUUGCGUCUUGCCCGCGGAAUCGCUGAGCAGCGCGAGGCCGCUCGCCCGCAAGCAACCACCCCCUCGUCCAUCCAAGCCGUUAGCGCCACGCAGCACGACGCUCUCUUCGCCAUGCUCGAAGAGGAGGAGCGCCAAGAGGAGGCCCGCAUGGCCAAAAUAGCGAUGAAGAUUGCGGUAAAUAUCCUGAUGUCUCCUUCCAAACGCUUGCUCAAGGAGGGUAAUGACAACGACGACAACGAUGACAAUGAUGAUGAUGAUGAGGAGGUGGCCGAAGAGGCCGAAGAGCAGGAGGUGGCCAAAGAGCAGGAGGUGGCCAAGGAGGAGGUGGUGGUGGCCAAGGAGGAGGAGGUGGCCGAAGAGCAGGAGGUGGCCAAAGAGCAGGAGGUGGCCAAGGAGGAGGAGGUGGCUGAGGAGGAGGGGGAGGCCAAGGAGGCCAAGAAGGCCAAGGAGGAGGUGGUGGCCAAGGAGGUCAAGGAGGAGGGGGAGAAGAAGGGUACCAAUGAUGAUGAGGAGGAUGAUGAUGACAAUGAGGAGGAGGGGGAGGCCAAGGAGGAGGAGGUGGCCAAGGAAGCCAAGGCGGAGGAGGAGGUGGCCAAGGAGGAGGGGAAGGAGAAGGAUACCAAUGAUGAUGAGGAGGAGGAUGAUGAUGAUGAGGAGGAGGAGUAG